Messenger RNA from Saccostrea echinata, 4268 nucleotides. Its product is annotated as cadherin-related tumor suppressor-like. NCBI's taxonomy places the organism in Eukaryota, Metazoa, Mollusca, Bivalvia, Ostreida, Ostreidae. Gene Ontology annotation, molecular function: calcium ion binding; cadherin binding. The record is from RefSeq and is a predicted model, not a curated record. Gene Ontology annotation, biological process: homophilic cell-cell adhesion. The transcript is spliced from 15 exons. Gene Ontology annotation, cellular component: catenin complex; plasma membrane. Bases 147 to 3995 code for a protein of 1282 amino acids.
CCAUUUCGUGUACUGAUGGUGAUGCUAAUCCCUCUUUCACGUAUCAGAUAUUAUCUGGGGAUGGAAAUAAAUUUCAUGUCUCGUCCAAUGGUGAUUUAGAAAUAGCUAAAGAUCUGGACUAUGAUCAAGGUAUCACAGCUUACUACAUGACGAUUCAGGUUUCAGAUGGUAUUCAAUCAACAUAUGUAUGGGUUCUGAUUCAACUCUCUGCAGUAAAUGAACACAGACCAGGGUUUCUAUCAAAUCCAAAAAUUACCGUAAAUGAGAAUUCUGCUAUUGGAACAAUGAUUUUCAAAUAUGAAGCAGACGAUGGUGACGCACCACCUCAUGGGGUGACGUCAUAUAAGAUAUUAAACGUGAAAAACGGAAACCAAAAUUAUUUUUUACUGGACAAAACAUCUGGAAAAAUCUUCCUGGGAGAGAAGCUCGAUUUUGAGAAAAUACAACAAUAUGAAGUUGUUGUCAUGGCAACAGAUGGCGGUCGGGACACAACUACCGGCACAGUGACAAUCAAUAUAGAUAACGGAAAUGACCACGCCCCCUUUUGCAAAAAGUCAUCAGAUGCAAUCAGUGUAUCUGAAUCUGAAGCUAUAGGUCACGUGGUAGUGGCGGACUUUGGAUGUUAUGACGUGGACAAUAAUCCUCUUACCUUCUCCCUGAGUCAGAAUCCAUCAGAUAACACCUUCGUGUUGGACCCUGCAACUAAACAACUCAAAGUGAAAGGUACCCUUGACUAUGAGCGCACAUCUUUCUACAAGAUUACAAUUACCAUAUCAGAUGGGAUAUUUUCUACGUCCCUCAAGCUUUCAAUUAACAUUUUAAACGUUAACGAAGUUGCUCCUCAAUUUAUUAAGCAAGAUUUCCAGUCUACUGUGAGUGAAGCAGCCACCAUUGGAACGUCUGUCGCUACUGUUUCUGCUACAGAUAGCGAUAACGAUACAGUCACAUAUUCCUUCCUGGAACUUUAUCCACAUUUUGUGCUCAAUCCUAAAAGUGGAAAAAUCAUCCUCCGGGCACCUGCUGAUAGGGAGACCAGUCCUACUUUUAUCCUGUAUGUCUUGGCUUCUGAUGGAGAGAAGAGUUCCACUGCCACCGUCUCUGUGACUGUAGAGGACAUUAACGAACACCCUGUGUUUAAACAAUCCAGUUAUCAGUUACUGGUUUCGGAGAAUACAGCGACAGGGACGACAGUCGGUAGUAUUUCCGCUGUUGAUGAUGACGAAGGAAUCAAUGGACAAGUCCACUAUAGGAUUGUAUCGGGGAAUGACGAUUCUAAAUUUCACAUCGAUAUAUCUAAAGGCAUUAUAUCCGUCGUUACGCCUAUAGAUUAUGAAGAUAUUAAAACAGUUGUUAUGGCAAUUGAAGCCUUUGAUCUUGGUUCUCCAUCAUUGUCUACAGAGUGUUCGGUAAUUGUUAAAAUAUUGGACAAAAAUGACAAUGCACCAGAGUUAUUACAAACUGUCUUACAAGAGCGAGUUUCAGAAAGUGCUCUGAUUGGUCAGUCAGUUAUCAGUGUGUUUGCUGAAGACGCCGAUUCCUCACUUAAUGAUAACAAUAAGAUUACAUAUUUCUCCGCCUCUUUAGUGCCCUUCCAGGUGAACCCAGUCAAUGGUACUGUAACUGUUACAGGUGAUCUAGACAGGGAAACCAAAGACAAAUAUGAAAUGGUUAUAACUGCCACUGAUGGCGGAAACCCACGUAUGACGGGAACCCUGUCACUAAAAAUAAUUGUAUCUGACGUCAAUGACCACGACCCAGUCAUAACUGGGAGCUACGUCACCACUGUAUCUGAAAACGCCCCGGAACACUCAGUUAUUUUCAAUAUUAGUGCAUACGAUGCUGAUACAGAGAAAUUUGGAAAACUUAACUAUGAAAUCAUUUUGGGGAACCUUAACUCAAUCUUCAAGAUUGAAUCAAAUACGGGAGUCGUGCAAUUAGCAACAACAUUAGACAGAGAGUAUAAAGACAGAUAUGAGUUGAUUGUAAAGGUCACCGACAAUGGUGUCCCUCCAAGGUCGUCUACUGUGACCGCAGUGGUAAAUGUAGGAGAUGAAAAUGAUUCGCCUCCCGUUUUAUCGAAAUCUGUAUACGAAUUCAGCAUACAAGAACACGUGAGACAAAAUACCCUUGUCGGGAACAUUGAAGCCACAGAUAAAGAUAUUGGUAAAAAUGCUAAACUGAAAUAUAGUAUAGCUACAAUUUGGAAAGGAAACACGGGAGUGUUCGAUAUAAAAGAAAUGACUGGUGAGAUCUUAACCAAUGGGGUAGUGGAUCGGGAAGCUUAUGAUGAAUAUUCCUUACUGAUGAGAGCUAAGGACAGUGGAACACCCACCCUAUUUUCUGAUGUAAUCGUAAAAAUUAAAAUUGACGACAUUAAUGACAAUCCACCAAUAUUCAGACGACAAGAAUUUUCAACGGCUAUUUUUGAAAAUCUUGCUGUAAACAGUAAAAUUCACACGACUGGAGCCACCGACCGAGAUGUAGGAAUAAACGCUAUAAUUAAAUAUGAACUUGACAUUUCGAACAAAAAUGGCUUACUCGCUGAUUAUUAUUUUGGUGUCUAUGGAAAUACAGGAGACAUUUUCCUCAAACGUAGAAUAGACAGGGAAGCCUAUGACGAGUUGACAUUCACAGUUAUAGUCAGAGACACAGGUGUACCAUCAUUAUCCAGCUCAGCAAACGUAACUGUCCAGAUCCAAGACGUCAAUGAUAACAGGCCUGUUUUCUCCCCUGUGUUUUAUAACUCUGAAGUCUCCUCCGUUAAACUCUGUGAUGCUGAAGUAACAAAAAUUACAGCAACGGACGCAGAUUUAGGAAAAAACGCAGCCAUAAAUUUUGAGCUGGAAACAAAAGAUCUACCCUUUGUCGUGUCUCCACUUGGAAAAGUAAAAGCUAACGGGAAAUUGGUUGAUUCUAAAUACGUUUUCAAAAUCAUGGCACAUGAUAAUGGUAAUCCCUUUCUGACGUCAUCAGAUCCAGCCCUGGUCAGGGUUGAUAGAUUUGACCCUAAUAAAGUUGUCAUCACCUUUCAUCUUGGUAUGACCUUAGCAUCAUUUUAUCAAAUGGAAACGAACUUUCUGCAGCAACUAGAGGAAGCGCUCCUGGUUAAAUAUGUUACUCCUUAUGUUAAAAGAUGGUGUGUGCUAGAGAAUAAGGAAUCAGUUCUUGUUUAUAUCUAUGCCGUAAAGACUGAACUCACGAACGACAUUAAAAACUUGCACAGAAACAAGGCAUUCUUAACUAAUGGCGAAUUUCUAGACCUCCUUGAAAUCGAUGUCAAUGGUAGACCAUUUAUAGAAGAUGAGAGGUGGGAUGAAUACAAGAUUGAAAAGGUUGUUCCUUACGGAGGUAAACGUGUUAAUGCUGACCCGGUGGUCUCCCCUGUGGAAGAGAGUGACACCAGUUUAGCGGUACCUCUGGCCUUAUCUCUGCUCUUAAUCAUUGGAAUAAUAAUUGCAGUUCUGAUACUAUGUCUGGCUUGGAGAAAGCGAUGGUGUCGAAAGAAAAAAAAAAAGGAAGAUUUAAAAACCCGAGCACAUAUCAUAGAAAAAAUGGGUCAGGAAAAUGAUGGAACAGUCUUUGAGAAGGAAAUGGAAAGGGUUCCAUCAACAAUUAAUCCAACAUUUUCUACUGCGUUCCUUUCUGCUAACACAGUUGACGAGCCAUUAAAACCCACAAAAAAUACAGAAAAUACGUCUGCUGGAAAGGGACACGAAGGGGAAGACAAUAGAAAUAGUGAACCCAGCCCUUUCAAUAGUUCUAAAUUUGCCAAGAGGAGCCUUGUAUCCCCGGCUUAUUCAGGGAACGAAAUUGUUAACCCCGUACCGACUAAUGGUGAAAAGUUGACCAAUUAUGUAUUAGCAACUUCUCCAAAAACGACAAAGCGCGGGAAAGAUAUCGUAACUGGAUGGAUUUAUGAAGAGGAUCCACAGACAAAAGUCAGGAAUUGGAUUCGUACACCGACUGGCGAAAAUCAAUCAUCAUACUUUUACUGAAACGUGUUAAACAUGUGAUAGAAAUAAGCACUUGAAUCAUUUGUGAUGAACCUCGGAUAGAAAUUAACACACACACAAACUAUCAACAUAUCUGUUGAUAUGAAACGACAAAUUAAAUGUUUCACUUGCAAAAGCAUUCUGUGUUAAUUGCAUAGUUACUGAAAAAGUUGUCUUUCCAGUAGAAAAAGAAAACAAACCUCUUCUCAAAAGAAAUGCAUGGAUUCUGUAUCAUACGAAAUCACAACGUCGUAGAAUAAAUCAACUUUUAACUUU